Cotesia congregata is the source of this 3486-nucleotide messenger RNA. The record is from the annotation of a GenBank genome assembly. NCBI's taxonomy places the organism in Eukaryota, Metazoa, Arthropoda, Insecta, Hymenoptera, Braconidae.
AUGUUGAGUUGCAGUAAAGUUUUAACGAAACACGGAACUUUUUGUAACAGAGCUAAAAGUCUGGCAAAAGAUGGACAUUUACAGAAACAUGUGUCAUUUAUUAUCAACAAAAGAUUAUUUGACACUAAUGCUCUGAGCGUUACACAUAAAAAUGUUGAGACUAUUGAAAAAUGUAGGCUGACAAGGACAAAUCAGUUGGAUAAUAGGUUCAUUAGGAUGCAAAGUUUUUGUUAUUUAUGUAGUAGAAAUUUUCACACAAAUUUAUUGUUAAGCCGAUCAGUUAUUGAUGAUAGAGUGAGAUUACAGUCUUCGGAUACGAAAAAACCUCAUUCAAAUAUUAAUAUUAAUGAUUUAUUGAAAAAUCAUGAAUCUAAAAAUUAUUUCGAAGAAAAUGUUGAAGAAAUUGAAGGUGAAAAUAAUAAUGUCCAUGAUAUUCAUCAUUCCAGAAGAGAAAAAGUCAACAUUAAAGAGGUUGAAAAAAUGUAUCCCCAUGCAAAAGGAAAGAUUCAUGAAAUAUAUCAGAUAGUAAACAAUGAUAUGAAGAAAAACACAUUAAGUUUUGAGUUUAAAAAACCUACUGGUAAAAAACAACAUAAUUGGUCGUGUACUUUAAAAGUUUUGUGGCCCGAAGAAACAUCAUUUACAACAAUUGCAAGUAAUAAAAGCAAAGCAAGUGAAUUAGCAUCUUUGAAAUGUUUACACUGGCUUGAGAAUCAAAAAAGACUCAAUAAAGGUAUGCCAGUACUUUAUGAUUCACAAGGAAUAAAAGAUUUAAUAAAUAAUCCAAUUUCAUUGUCUGUAAAAAGUGAAACAUUAAAUGACGCUCAAACUAUCAUCGAAAAAUAUAAUGAUUACAUUAAGACACUGGUCGAUGAAAAUACAAAUAAGGAUAAUAUUAAACACCGUAAUUUUGGUACAAGUGAAAUUACAGAUCCAGUUGGUAGACUUGAUCCCAUAAAUUGUACGCCAGAAAAAUUGCAAGAAAGAAAUAGAUUAUUGCUAGCAAGAUUUGAACAUCGUAUGAGCGAAAAUAAUUACUGUAGUUUGCCGAUUCUUGAUUUCCGUAAACAAAUAAUUGAAGAAGUUAAAAAUAAUCAGAUAUUAUUGAUAAAAGGUGACACAGGAUGCGGUAAAACAACACAAGUGCCGCAGUAUAUAAUGGAUAGCUUUGCUGGAUAUGGAGAAGCUACAAAUUGUAACAUGAUUGUUGCCCAACCUCGACGUAUAUCAGCUAUUUCAUUGGCUGAGCGUGUUGCCGAUGAGCGAAAAGAACAACUUGGUGAUGUCGUUGGUUUUCAAGUCAGACUUUCGCAACAGUUGCCAAUUAGACCAGCGAGAAUUGUAUUUUGCACCACGGGAAUUCUUUUACGUAAAUUACAAUUUAAUCCGACAUUUCAAGGAUGCUCGCACGUGAUUGUCGAUGAAGCUCACGAGAGGACAAUCAACACUGAUAUGCUUCUGGUGCUUCUGAAACGGGCUAUGAAGGAAAAUCCAAAAUUAAAAGUUAUCGUUAUGUCUGCAACAAUAAAUUCUGAGUUAUUUCAAUCUUAUUUCAACUGUAAAGUGAUCGAAGUGCCUGGACGAACCUUUCCAGUACAGAUGAAUUUUAUGGAAGAAAUUGAUAAACUGGGACUCCGUGCUCCGAGCAGAUGGGAUUUGACCUUUGAAGAUCCGGAAAAAAUGAAAGAAGGACCGUAUGUUGAUAUUGUAAAAAUGGGUGAACUCGUAGCAUGGAUAGCCAGAAAUAAACCUCCUGGUGCUAUAUUAUGUUUUUUACCCGGGUGGUCUGAAAUAGUAGCGCUAAAGAAAUACCUCGAGGAAUAUUCAUUACUACAAAAGAAUAAAAUUGCGAUAUUACCAGCGCAUUCAAAAGUUGCGCAAUGGGAUCAGAAAAAAAUUUUUGAUCACUAUCCAAAUAAUAUAAGAAAAAUAGUAUUAGCUACGGACAUUGCUGAAACGGGAAUUACUGUUACAGACGUUGUGUACGUGGUGGAUUCUUGCACACACCGACAAAUCAGGUGGCAGGAAAAACGUGGUAUCUCAUCAAUUGAUAGCCACUGGAUAUCAAAAGCUAAUAUUCAGCAAAGGAAAGGUCGCGCUGGGCGUGUUCAACCUGGAGUCAGUUAUCACAUGAUUACACGUGAGCAGUUUCAAAAUUUAGAUGAGUAUCCAACGCCCGAAGUAAUGCGUACGUCGCUAGAAAAAACUGUAUUGGAUAUUAAAACUUACACCAAUGAAAAAGCAAAAAUGUUUUUACGAUCAAUGCCACAGCCACCGGCUAUGAGUAUUAUUGAUGCGGCCGUUAGAGAUCUUGUUAAACUCGGCGCGCUUGAUCACGAUGAAAAUUUAACGGCUUUGGGUAAAAGAAUAGCUCUAUUUACUGUUCACCCCACAUUAAGUAAAUCUAUGGUCUACUCGUCUAUUUUCCAGUGUAUUGCUCCAAUUUUGACUGUCGCGUCAGUUAUGUCAUCAGACAGUGAUAUAUUUGCUGGUGUGCUUCAUAAUAAAGGAUUUAUUAGAGAUGUUAAAGCAAAAUACCAUCCAACAAGUGACCAUAUAAGUGUUGCUUGGCUUUUUGAACAAUGGAAUGCGUACAAUAAGCAGGGUCGAUUUGCGUCACGAGAUUUCUGUGUUAAAAAUAAACUUUAUCCUGAUCGAAUGUACACGCUAAGUCGAGUAAGAGACUUAAAUGCUGAACAUUUAGCUCAGGCACACAUGAUAUCCGAUUCUAUUGAAUAUGAUAAUAUGAAAAAAUCUGAAAAUGAAUUCGCUGAACUGGAUGAACUUGUAAGAGGUAUUUUAUUAGCUGGCUUAGAUCAAGUACUUUAUCAUCGUGAUUUUGAUAUUCGUAAGGGCCAAGUUAAAAAAGGUGCUUGCACUUUUAUAAUGGAAGAUAAUAAUCAUGCGACAAUAUUACCUGACAGUGUUAAUUUCAAGAGGAGAUACUUUCCAAGUCCAUUUUUAACUUAUGUGAGACGUACGCACAGUGAGCAAAGAAGAACAUCUUUAAUUCGUGAAACCAGUAUGAUUUCUCCGUUAACUGUAUUUCUGUUUUGUCAAGGAAAAAUUAUUGGAAAUAUUGAAACUGAUAAUGAUAUUGAAAAUGUAAUAUUCACUGUUGAAGAUAAAAAAAAUGUUCGAUUAGUUUGCAGUAAGGAAACAGCUAAAGUUCUACUUGCUUUCCGGGAUGCAAUGUGGAGUGUAGUACGUUAUAUGGUUAGUAAUUAUGGCGUUGUUCAAACUAGUAACUCGGAAACAUUUGAAAAAGUGCAAGCUUUUAAAGUAGAAAUGCUCCAAGUACUUGCUAAAAUGUUGAGUGAAGCUUCGAUACAUAUAGAUAAACCCGAGCCGUUAAAAAAAGAAAUCAUUUAUUCAGAAGAUGAAAAUGAAGAUGACGACCAAGACCAAGACGAAUUUGAAGAUAAUUUUGAUCAUAAUAAACAUAAAUAUAAUAAUAAAAAUAAUAAUUAUAAACGUAAUAAGUAA